AUGUAUUUGAAGCCGCGGAAAUUUCGAAAAAUCUUAAAGACGCCCGACAAUGUUGCGAGCAUGCUACCGCCGGCAGUAGCCCAGGCAGCACCUUGGUAUCGCAAGGAAUUGACGGCUAUCCGCUUUUGUGCUGCCGAUUUAUCUGGUGUUUUCCCUUUGGAACAAAUUAGUCCUGUCUCUAUGGGUUUUAGAGGCAAGGUUGACGAUACUUGGAGUAACUGGCCAGGAUGUGCUUGGGACCCUGCCAACCUGCUGGUCAAGUAG
This is a messenger RNA of Penicillium waksmanii, 264 nucleotides long. RefSeq lists its product as uncharacterized. The record is from RefSeq and is a predicted model, not a curated record. Lineage: Eukaryota; Fungi; Ascomycota; Eurotiomycetes; Eurotiales; Aspergillaceae. The coding region runs from base 1 to 264 and encodes 87 amino acids. The transcript has a single exon.